CAGGUCUUCAACGUGGUGCCCACCGUGUUCGAGGUGACCGUCGUGACGGCCAUCCUCACCGCCAAGUGCGGUCCCGCGCUGGGGUUCAUCACUCUGGCCACUCUGGCGGCCUACGCCUCCUUCACCCUGGGGAUCACUAGGUGGCGUACACAGUUCCGUCGUACAAUGAACCGCGCGGAGAGCGAGGCGGCGGGCAGGGCGGUGGAUUCGCUCAUCAACUACGAGACCGUCAAGUACUUCAACGCGGAGCAGCAUGAGACAUCCAGGUACGACGAAAGCAUGGCGUCGUACGAGUCGGCGGCGGUGAAGACCCAGCAAAGCCUGUCGUACCUGAAUCUCGGUCAGUCGGCCAUUUUCACUGCGGGUAUGACCGCGGCGAUGGUGCUGGCGGGUCGGCAGGUGCUGGCGGGUCAGGCCAGUGUUGGGGAUCUGGUGAUGGUGAAUGGCCUGCUGUUUCAGUUAUCCAUGCCACUCAAUUUCCUAGGAACUGUUUACCGGGAGACGCGCCAGUCGUUGCAGGACAUGGGCGCCAUGUUCGGCUUACUGCAGCAACACCCGACCAUCAAGGACGCCCCGGAUGCGCAGCCGCUGCCGCCCGCCCCGGAGGGCUAUGAUGUGAGUUUGGAGGACGUGACGUUUGGCUACCGGCCCGAUGACCUCAUCCUGUCGGGGGUGUCUCUGCACGUGCCGGCGGGCACCAGCUGCGCCAUCGUGGGGGCGUCCGGCUCGGGCAAGUCCACGAUUUUGAGGCUGCUGUUUCGGUUUUACGACGCGCAAUCUGGUGUCGUACGGGUAGGCGGUCACGACGUGCGCCACGUCACGCUUGACAGCCUCCGAGCCGCCAUCGCCACUGUGCCGCAAGACAUGGUCUUGUUCAACGACACCAUCUACUACAACAUUGCGUACGGCAAGCCAUGCGCCACGAAGGCCGAGGUGGAAGCCGCUGCCCAGCUCGCUCGUGUGCACAGCGCCAUAGAGGCUAUGCCUGACGGGUACGGCACCGUGGUCGGGGAGCGGGGGCUGAAACUGAGCGGCGGCGAGAAGCAGCGCGUGGCCAUUGCCAGGGCCUUUCUCAAGUCGCCUCAGGUGCUACUGUUCGAUGAAGCCACGAGUGCCCUGGACAGCAAGACGGAGGGGGAGAUACUGGAGGCGCUGAGGGCGCUGGCGCGGGGUCGUACCGCCAUCUUCGUGGCUCACCGACUAUCCACCGCCGCGCAGUGCGACCAGAUAGUGGUGCUGGAGGAGGGCCGGGUCGUGGAGUCAGGCGAGCAC
Molecule: messenger RNA, 1272 nt
Organism: Volvox carteri f. nagariensis
Lineage: Eukaryota; Viridiplantae; Chlorophyta; Chlorophyceae; Chlamydomonadales; Volvocaceae
Exons: 10
Biological process (GO): intracellular iron ion homeostasis; transmembrane transport
Cellular component (GO): mitochondrial inner membrane
Molecular function (GO): ATP hydrolysis activity; ATP binding; ABC-type transporter activity
Source: RefSeq, a predicted model, not a curated record